Paramuricea clavata is the source of this 1351-nucleotide messenger RNA. The record is from the annotation of a GenBank genome assembly. Lineage: Eukaryota; Metazoa; Cnidaria; Anthozoa; Malacalcyonacea; Plexauridae.
AUGAGAAAUCUUAAACAAGAAGACUUUAGCGGAAGAAAACGUCUUAGAGCAGAUACUUUCGUUCAUGAAAAUUACUCGCGAAUAAGAAGACGUUUACGUGACUAUGGUGAUAGAUUACACAGUCGUCUUAAGCCCGAAAGAAAGAGAGCGUACAAGACGAAGAAAAAGAAGGAAGAUAGCGACGGCAACCUUUCCAGCACAGUUGAAAGCAUCAGUUCACGGAAGGAAAACUAUCAUGAUGCCCAAGAAAAAUGGGGUAAGAAAGAUCCAGAAACUCCAAAACAUAAUCCAAGACUUGGGCAAUUCCAACAAUCUCCAAAGAUACCGUUGAGUAGUAAACCAGACUUUAAAAAGGGAAAGUCUAAAAGAAAGAUUCAUCCAUCAUGUUCUGAAACACAUAGAAAACCUAAUCAAAGAAUGAAUGCAUGUAGUUAUGAUGAACAGAAACCUGACAAAAUGCCUUCUAAAAUUAAUAUGGGUGUGUCAUCAGAGCAGGAAAAUGCAAGCAGAGGAGUAAAAUGUGCUCCUAAAAGUGUUCUCAAAAAUGAAGGUCCAGCUAAAUCCAGAUUAACAAGGAAGGAGACAAACCGAAAAUGGGAAAAAAUGGACAGAGUGUAUAUACCUACACGACGGAGAUGAAGAAGAUAAUGCUGAGAGGGAUAUUAGUACAAAACGUAAUCUUUCCAGCACAGAUGAAAGCAUCAAUUCACGAAAUGAAAACAGUCAUGAUGCCCAAGAAAAAUUGGGUAAGAAAGAUCCAGGAACGCCAAAACAGAAUCCAAGAGUUGGACAAUUCCAACAAUUCCCAACGAUACCAUUGAGCACUAAACCAGACUUUGAAAAGAUUAAGUCAAAAAGAAGUGUUCAUCCAGCUUGUUCCGAAUCACAUAUAAAAAAAAAAAGAAAAGUGAACGCAUGUAGUUAUAAUGAACAGAAACCUGGCAAAAUGAAUUCUAAGAUGAAUACCAGUGUGUCAUCAGAGCAGGAAAAUGCAAGCAGAGUAGUAAAUGGUACUCGUAAAACUGUUCUCAAAAGUAAAGGUCCACCUAAAUCAAGAUUAACAAGGAAGGAGAGAAUCGAAAAUAGGAAGAAAUGUACUUUCUUCUAUCUUCGAUUAUGGAACACGAUGUUAAAGGGAGGCAACGAAAAAAGAUUAUAUGAAAUAAUAUCAAGAACUCGUCAAAUGAUCGACUAUGAGGCAUGUGAUUACAUAUUGAUCCCAAUUAAUAUCCACAACCACUGGACAGCAGUGGUGAUCAACAUUUGGAACACGCAAAUGUUUUACUAUGAUCCCAUGGGCAAAGGAAUCCAAAAUGAGACAGUAAUAAAAUUAUUCAAAGUUUUUUUUUAG